AUGUAUUACUAUAAACCCAAAGUAAGUGUAAAGCCCCAGAGUUCAGUGUUCACUGGAGACACAGUUACUCUGAGCUGUGAUGUGGGACAGCCAACGGGACGAACGAUUAUCUGGUUCAAAGACUUCAAGAGAAUAGAAAAUGUUGAUCAAACAACAAUAACACUGAGAGAUGUGAAAGUCUCUGAUGGAGGAGUAUAUGCAUGUACUGUAGGAGGAGAGACCACACAAGGCCCAAGAGUCAUGUUAACAGUGAGAGAGAGACCCAAGCCGGUGUUGCAUGUUCAGCCUGAUGUACGUGUGAUCAGAGGACAGAUGGUCAUUCUCACAUGUGACAUACAGGAGACAAACGUCAGCAGCUGGAGCUACAGCUGGAGUAAAGAUGAUUCACAGAUUGAUGUCAGUCAGUCACAGGAAUACAGGAUCAGUUCUGUUAAUGAAUCUCACACGGGUCGUUACAGCUGUACUGGAAGAGAAACAGGAGGAUCACGAUCCUCACACACCAGUGACACAGUUACACUCACACUAUCAGGAUCGCUAGUACCAACAUCUUCAGGUGUUUUGAUGAUCGGAGUGAUUUCAGGAUUGAGUGGUGCAUUUCUGCUCAUUUUGUUAAUGGUCCUGCAGUUCUGCUGCAGACACAACAAAGGUGAAGGAUCUCCGUCUCCGUCUACAGACCAUCAGCUGCAGAACAUCAGGCAGACAGCAGAGCAUCAGAGGAACAAUGGACAAACACCAGCGAGCUCCAACGCUGUAACUGGGCCUCCGUCUGUGACCUAUAUGAAUGUUGGCCUGAAAUCAUUGGAGGAAAUGAGAAAGAAAAAUAAAGAAAAUAAAGGUAUGACAACAGAUUCGCAGUUGUUUGUUGUAAUGUAA
This is a messenger RNA of Carassius auratus (goldfish), 873 nucleotides long. Its product is annotated as low affinity immunoglobulin gamma Fc region receptor II-like. The coding region runs from base 1 to 873 and encodes 290 amino acids. Gene Ontology annotation, cellular component: external side of plasma membrane. Gene Ontology annotation, molecular function: transmembrane signaling receptor activity. NCBI's taxonomy places the organism in Eukaryota, Metazoa, Chordata, Actinopteri, Cypriniformes, Cyprinidae. The transcript is spliced from 6 exons. The record is from RefSeq and is a predicted model, not a curated record. Gene Ontology annotation, biological process: immune response; cell surface receptor signaling pathway.